This is a messenger RNA of Stegodyphus dumicola, 4402 nucleotides long. RefSeq names its product spartin (gene spartin). Gene Ontology annotation, biological process: cell division; negative regulation of BMP signaling pathway. The record is from RefSeq and is a predicted model, not a curated record. Lineage: Eukaryota; Metazoa; Arthropoda; Arachnida; Araneae; Eresidae. Gene Ontology annotation, cellular component: plasma membrane.
GUUUUUCUUUAAAAAAAAAGUUGAAGUGUGACUACCGUAAUAACACCGUAGAAGUAGCUGGAAAUUGAUUUCUUGUCAUAUAUUAUGCCUGAUUUUUCCUGGUUCCUGUUUUCGUAAAAGACGCAUUUAGUAAAGUUUUAAUGGCGUUGGAUAUAUCUGCCAACAACACAUCAGGAGAAGCUUUAGAACAGUUAGAAAUAAUUAGAGUUAACCAUGACGAAGCAUACCUUUAUGUAUCACAAGGCCUUUCUUAUCAAGAACAAAAGCAAAUUGAUCUUGCAAAAGACAUGUAUAACAAAGGACUUGAAAAAAUAGAUAAAGCUCUAAAUGUUCGAUGUGAUCGGCCUUAUUGCAUUGGUCCAAAAUGGGAUAAUGCACUUAAGUUGCAACAAAAAAUGCGAAAAACUUCUCAGAUGAUCAAAAGCCAACUUCAAGAGCUAACAAAAACAAACUAUUGUGUCAGUCCACCAUACACACCACCUGAACCCUUUGAAAUGCCUCCUAGUUAUGAUGAAGCUUGUGAACAUGAGUUGCUUCCUGAUGAUCCUUUAGCUAGCAGGAAAAUUUCAGAAACAAGACGUUCUUCUUACCCUCUUACUUCUGAAAUGAAACAGCCACCAGCCACCAAUGGUAGUCAGAGGAAGAGUACUGAAGUUGUUGAACUUUUUUCUAUACCUAAUGAUGUUCAGCUGUUUUUUGUGUCAUAUGAUGGAUCAGUUACAGCUAGUUCAUCUCAGACAGCAUUGACUAUUUAUCAGUUUGUUGACCAUGAUGCUAUUUCAAAUGGUGACACCAGUCGACCUCCUGCUUGGCUUCAGAUUGGAGGUUGGACUUAUCCUUUGGUACCUGGACAGUCACCUGCUUUUGAAAGUGGAUAUGGUGCCUUAAUCUUUCCAAAUAUUGGUGCUGGACGAGAUUCGGCAGUUGGAGUAAUUUUACCUCCAUCCGUCGAUCCCGUUCAAAGGCGGGAAUUUCUUGAUCUCCUAAAUCGCCUUACUGCUCUGAAGGAAGAAUAUGAUUCUUCAGCAGAUGAAACAAAAUACUCGGCUCGUAAGGAAUCAUUUAGUGAUACUUUAUCAAGAGGUAUUGUUACAGGUGCAGAGUACAUAUCUGCUGGUCUAGUAAAAGGUGCUGCCCUAAGUAGUGAUCUGAUACAUAAAGGCGCUUCAAAAGCUCGUCAAAAAAUUAAUCCUGAAGAUAGACCUGUUGCUGUUGAUCCUCGUGUUAGAGAGGGUUUGAAAAUUGCACGGGAGGCUUCAGGGGUUGUUUUGAAAGCUACAGGUUUUCUUGUUAAGAGGUUGGGUGACCUAACUGUUGCUCUUGGAAAGCAACUUGCACCCCACAUUCGUGAACAUGGCACUAAAAUUCUUACAUGCGCUUUUAAAAAGGAUCCUGCUGAAGCUAAAGAUACAAUAGAUGGAGUGCUUACAGUUGCAGCUGGAGGUCUACAAGGGUUUUCUACUGUAUACAAUGGCUUGGAGAAUGCUGCUAGAACAUUGGCUUACAGCUUAAGUACCGAAACGGUAAAAAUCGUGGAUCAUAAGUAUGGAAGUGAAGCUGGUGAAGUUGUAGGGAAUGCUAUUUUCUCGAUUGGAAAUCUGGCAUUAACAACACACAAUGUUCAAUCAUUGGGUAUUAAAUCAGUUGCCAAGCGAACAGCAAAAGAUGCAGGGAAAGCUGUUCUGAAAGAUUACAUUGAACAUAAAAAGCCAGUUGGAAAAUAGAUUUGUAUUUCUGGUUGUUGUGUAUUAAAAUAACGAGGUUCAGUAUUUUUUUUUUUUUUUUCCUUCCAGUUUGCAUGCAUUUUUAAAGUCUAGCAAUAUAUACAGUAUUUACAAUUAUUAGGCUUUUUCUUUUUUAGUUAUAAUGGUUUUAAGAUAUUAACUUACUUUUACUUUUGUUGAGUACCAUGUCUUUCAUUGUUUUUUUAACUUAGAUCAAGUUGUAUGAUUUCAGUAAAUAGUUUUAAUUUAUUUUUAUUGGUUGUGGGAUAUAAAAUACUCAUAAUUUACGACAUGCUAGUAUAUUUUAAUACAUAAUCAUCUUAUGUGAAAUAAAUAUUUUCAUAAAAAUCAAUUUAUGUUUAUGCAUAAAAUAAUUUUAGAAUAAUUCUGCUGAAUGUUAAUGUUGAAAUAAAAUACAAAAUUUUGUAUUUAUAAUAUGUAGCACAAAAGUCUUUUCAUUAAAAAUUUUAUAAUAUAGCAUUUGUUUUUAGCAAUUAUUAUUAUUUUAUACUGUCUUAUUCUCAGAAACAAACUGUGAUAUGCUCUUGAUAAGGGUAAAAUAUUCCAAAUUAUUUUUCUAUUUAUGGAUAAUUUUGGAAACAGAAUGAAUGUUUGAAUAUUGUUAAGUUAUAUUGUUAGUGCUUCAUAUAUGCAGCUCAAAUUUUGUUAUACAUCAAUAAGAUGUUUUUUCUUAUUCUCUCCAGAAUGAUUUUUGUUGAAUAAAAAUCAAUUAAGAAUUUAUAAUUAUGGAAUAAUAAAGUUCAAUAAAAUACACAGCUAAUAUGUUUUGAUUUUUAAAUGUAUGCAAAGUACAGCCUUGUUCCACUGGUUCUAUAAUUCAUUGCAUGGGUGUAUUAAAUUGCCUCCUUAAUUGUAUUGCAUGCUUUGCAAAACCUAUUUACUUGUGAAGUAUUGAAUGGUUUCAGAUAUCAACUACCUGUAAAUAUAUGAUAUUUAGCAUUACUUAGUUUUCUUCAUUAGUUUCACAACCCUUCAGCUAGAAUAUUAUAUAUAUUCCUUACAAAUUUGCUAUGAAUCCUAAUAUUUUUAUCAUUUAAUAUCAAAUUACUUGAAAAGGAAAAGUAAACCUUCUUUUUCACAUAAUAUUUAACAGUUUUGAUGCUGUUAGAAAAUAUUUGCUUUCAAAUUCAAAACUGAACAUGAAUCUUUCUAUAGUUUUUUUUUUUUUACUUUAAUAGAAAAUAGUUAAGCUUAGCAGCAGAUAAUUUUGCUUGGUAAUUUUUCUUUUGUGAUUCUGUGUAAAAAUAUUGUAAUGAUUUUAGCUGUCUUUUUUUCAAUAAAUUUAUGAAUUGGCAUACUAUUAAAAUAUAUUAAUAAGAAAUGCUGAAAAUUGGUAAUGUAAUGUGAGAUAUCCAACCUAAUUGUAAAAGGAAUCUAACAAUAUUUGUGCCUGCAGGAACAAUUUCACAAAGAAAUAAGUAUGUGCAAUUUAUAUCACCUGGUAUUAGUAAUGCAAAUUAUUAAAUAUCGCAGAAAAUAAAAUAAAGAAAAAUUGUGCCGCAAAUUUUGAUGCUAAACAUAAAAUAUACAGGCCAUAUCCAUAAGUCUUCAUGCAGCAUUUAUUUUUAUAACAUCAGUUAUGAAAUAUGCUUCCAAAGUGUUUUAAAUAAUGCAAAUAUUUUAAAUUAAAAAACCACUCUUGUAAAUGUAAAUUUAACUAUUUUUAAGUUACCACAGUCCCUAUAGUUACAUUAAGUAAAAAUAAAAUUCCAAAAGCUUAACUCCCAUGCAACAAAAAUUGAUGGAGUUAUUCUAACAAUUUUCAUUAAAAAUACUUUUUAAGAUUUUUCAUAUAUGAGAGUUUGUUAUUUUUAAAGUUGACAUGAGACAUUUUUAUAGAAAUUUAUUUCUAAUUGUAUUCUUUCUGGAGAGUUAAAGAUAGACAGGGUAUAAAUUAAAGAUUCUAUUGCAGCUAAAAGGUACCUACUAUAGAAGUUACUUUCUAAUCACUUGUUUUUAGUAACUAGGUUUACAUAAGUUAUUUUUUAUUUUAUAUACUAUUUGAAUGUUUUUAUAAAGAGCUUUAUUGUGUUAAUAAUAUGCUAUCUAGAAAUGGCUCAAACUAUGAAAUAUAUCUGUAAUGAUAAGUGGAAAUGUUCUAUACUUAAAUUGUUAAUUUAUACAAAUGAAGUUAUUAAUUGAAAAUACAAUGAAAUGUGUACAUCUGUGGCAUUCAAAAAAAUGUUCAAAAAUGAUUUCUGUGUCAUCAGAAUAUUUUAUUUCCUUCUGUUUAUUUUUGAAAUAGUAUUAGACAUCUAUUUUGUUUGUGUGAUUUUUUUAAUACAUGUCAAGAAAUGUUGAUGUUAAUUUUUUUUUUAAAUUAUCAAAUAUGUCAAGAAAUACUUUUCUUUUGCACAUUUAUCCCAAGCAUACGUUUAAUAAUCCGAACUACUUAAGCUUCUAGUUUCAUCUUAACAGCACAAUUUUCUUUUUACAUGUAAAGAAAUUGUUACAUUUUUAUACUUGUUUAAAUUACACAUUGAAUUUUUUUAUGAUUGCCUUACAAGUAAAUAUAAAUUUGCCAUGCAGAUGAUGAAUGUUAACUUUAUAUGCAACUAGAGAAUGUAGUGAUGCAUUUCUCGUGUUACCAGAUAUAAAAUUUUAUGCUUUUGUAGAAAAAUGGAAGCAGUUUCAUGAAUAAAGAAUAUUCUGGUAUA